CCGGUGGAGAGGCGGGAAAGGGCAAAGAGACCAAGCGCGCGUACCCGAUGGGGUGGAAAGGUGAGAGCGCGCAUGCGCAAGUACAGAACGUCCGACGUUCUAACAAGGUUCCUAAGCGCCGACGCAUGCGCAGAGCUAGGGCUCGUGCGAGACAGAAGGGAAACAAGCCCUAGAUCCCGCCGCCAUUUUGCGCCGCGGCGGCUUGGAGCUUUUCUUCCGACGAUGGGGUUGGGCUGGGCCCCUCCAGCAAGGCCGGCCCUUUUCCUGUUUGGCUUGGCGCUUCUGGCGAGGCCGGCCGGUGCCUAUAAGCUGAACACACCAAAGGUGCUGCUGCCCUUCAGCCGGGACAAGCGCAUCCCCUUCGUGCUGGGCGCUGAGGGCGGUUGCUACUCCUGGUACUCCACACGCCAUGACACAGUCACCAUUGAUCCAAUGUACGAGAAUGGGACGGCUUGCUCUCAGAAAGCUUUGCUGACCACCUGCUCUACACAGGCCACAAAGCUGGCCAGCGUUAUUUUAGCAGAGGAGACAGUGACAGGUCAUCUGCUGCGUUGCGAUGUCAUUGUGGAUCUGAUAGACCAUGUUGAGAUCAUCUCCCGAACUCGAGAGAUCUAUGUGGAAGACUCCCCACUCGAGCUGAGUGUGAGAGCUCUGGAUGCUGAAGGGAACACAUUCAGCAGCUUGGAGGGGUUGGAAUUUGAGUGGAGCGUUGCCAAGGAUGAUGAGUUGGAAAACGUGGAGCUCUCGAGCAAAAUUAGGAUUUUAAAAUAUUCUGAGGCAGAAUAUUCUCCGCCCAACUACGUAGUUGAGAUGGAAAGAGAGGAGAAACAAGGAGAUAGGAUUCUGGUGUCAGGGAUCAAAACAGGUGCAGCCGUCAUAAAGGUCCGAAUACAGGAGCCUGUCUACAAGAAAGUUGCUGCUGCGCUGGUGCGCCUGCUGGUUUUGGAGAACAUAUUCUUAAUCCCUUCCUAUGAUGUCUACCUGCUGGUCGGAGCCUACAUUAAAUACAAAGUUGGCAAAAUAGUUCAGGGAAAGAUCACAGAGGUGCAGUUGCCUCUUGAGCAUUAUGAGCUGGAGCUACAAGACGCUGUGAAGGCGCCUAACGCUUCUGGCCUCCCUGUGGCCAAACUGGAUGCAAAGACAGCUACCAUCACCGCCAUUCAGCUGGGACAGGUUAACCUGGUCUUAGUCCACAAAAACAUCCACAUGCGAGCCUCCUCUGGACUUCCCAACUGCAGCAUAUAUGUUGUGGAGCCUGGAUAUUUAGGUUUCACUGUCCAGCCCGGCGACAGGUGGAUCCUAGAAGUGAAGCGAGAGUAUACCAUCACAGUCGAAGUGUACGACAAAUCGAGCACCAAGAUCUACCCAUCCGAUAAUCUUCGAAUAACUCACCAGUUUCCCCAAGAAUACUUUCAAGAGUUUAUAUCUUCAGUGAACGGCUCCUACCACGUAGUUCGGGUUUUGAAGGAUGGCGUCACCGUCAUUGAAGCUGCGCUGGUGUCUGUUCUCCUCCAGAGUGGUUCAGAAGAUUUAUUAAAGCCGCCCAUCAGCCACAAGCAGGAAGUGAAGAUUUACCUUCCCAUUAUGCUGACGCCCUCCUUCUUGGCAUUCCCACACCACCCACUGGACAUCUUGUACCGGUACAAAGUUCAGGUGGAGGGAGGCAGUGGCAACUUCACAUGGAACUCUUCCAAUCAGACAGUGGCCACCGUCACGGUGAAAGGGGUGGUUACAGCAGGGCUGGUUGAGGGCCAAACCGCCGUGCAGGCCAGAGAUGUGCAGAACCCUUUCCACUUUGGGGAAAUACAGGUGUAUGUGCUAAAGCUCUCAAAGAUGGAGAUCUUGCCAUUCCAUGCAGACACUGAGAUUGGACAGACCUUGGAAGUCCCACUCAGGAUGUACCACAUUGAGAAAGAGACGGGGGAGACCAUCGCUUUCACGGACUGCUCACUCUUACCCCUGGAUGUCGGCAUGGAUAAGCAAGGAGUGUUUUCCCUGGAUGAAACGGGUAAGCAGAAAGCUGGCCCACAGUUCUGCUCCACCAUCCAUCUAGCAGCCAAGUCUCUCGGCCAUACACUGGUGACAGCCAGUGCCACCAUCUACGAGGAGUAUUUUGACACGAGUGCCACCUUUGCUGCUUAUGAACCGCUCACGGCUGUGAACCCUGUGGAGGUGGCUUUGGUGACCUGGCAUUCCGUGAAGGAAAUGGUGUUCGAGGGAGGGCCCAGCCCAUGGGUGUUGGAGCCGUCCCGCUUCUUCUUGGAGCUGAAAGUGGAGCAUAAGGACAAAGUCCACGUGAUGGAGGUUCGUUUGCCAGCCAAGAGGAAGCAAAACCAGUACAUUUAUCGGACCACAUGCCUGGAGCUGGGGGAACAGGUGUUUACGUUCCAGGUGGGCAAUCAUCCGGGCGUGCUAAACCCCAGUCCCGCUGUGGAGAUGGUGCAGGUGAGGUUCAUUUGUGCCCACCCUGCCAGCAUGGCCGUGACACCUGUGUAUAAGCUGGCAGCUGGCACUCCACCUUGCCCUUUGCCUCAGCACCACAAGCAGCUGGUCCCCGUGUCCAGUUUGAGGAACACCGUUUUGGAGCUAGCUCUGUUCGACCAGCACCGGCGGAAGUUUGAUAACUUCACCUCCCUAAUCCUGGAAUGGAUAUCGGCCAAUCAAAGCCUUGCUUACUUCACUCUACCGAGGUCCAUGCAGAUGGUACCGAAGGAUGAUGGGACUGGACAGACCAGGCUCCAUGGACACCAGCUCCUUGAGGUGCGGCAGAUCAAAGGGACGGUGUUGAUCUCUGUCAACUUUGUGAAAUAUUCUGAGAGAGGGAGCCCAAGAGAGGUCUCUAACUCCCCUGCCUCUGCCACUGUGGAACUCAUGCUGGUUGAGGACGUGACUGUGGUCCCGGAUAACAUCACCGUGUACAACCAUCCCGACGUCAAGGAAGUGUUUGCACUGGUGGAAGGGUCCGGUUACUUCCUUGUCAACAGCAGCGCACAGGAGAUGGUGAACCUCACUUACCUGGAAACAGAGAGCGCCAUUCAGGUGGUUCCUGUCCUUCCUGGCUCUUUGACCUUGGAGGUCUACGACCUGUGCCUGGCCUUCCUGGGACCUGCUACAGCCUACCUUCGCAUCUCCAAUAUGUACGAGUUGGAAGUGGACCUUGUGGAUAAGAUUGAGGUUGGGAAAUCCGUGCUGGUCUCCGUGCGCGUCCUGGGACAUCACCGGUACCCCUUCCGGAGUAAAUACUUUGCCUACAUGCGGCUCCAGCUGAAGGCAGCCUCCCCCAUUGUCGCAUUGACGCUAAUGGAGGAAGUGGGUGACUAUUCCGAAGUCUAUGUCCUCCGAGCCAUGGCUGUGGGGCAAACAAGUUUAGUAGCCAUGGCCUGGGACAAAAUGGGAAUCAAAUUCACCUCGGCGCCUCGGAAAGUGGAGGUCUUCCCACCAUUCAAGCUCAUCCCAGAGAAAAUAACCCUCAUUCCACACAACAUGAUGCAGGUGAUGUCAGAGGGCGGCCCACAGCCUCAGUCCCUCAUUCACUUCUCCAUCAGCAACCAGUCUGUGGCCACAGUUAACGGAGUGGGGCAGGUCCUGGCCAAGGCUGUGGGCACAGCCACAAUCCUUGGGACCAUUCGGGCUGUCAACGAAGACACGGGAAAAGUCAUUGUCUUUUCACAGGACCAAGUAGACCUGGAAGUUGUUCAGCUGCGAGCGAUAAGAAUCCACGCUCCUGCCACCAGGCUCAUUACGGGGACCAAGAUGCCUGUUUAUGUUGUUGGCCUGACCAGCACUUUGACUCCAUUCUCCUUUGGGAAUGCCGACCCAGCACUGACGUUCCACUGGGCGAUGAGCAAGAGGGAUGUCCUGGACCUCCUUCCUAGACACUCGGAGGUUUCCCUGCAGCUUAUUCCGGAAAGUAACUUUGCCAUGGUCCUGCACACGAAGGCAGCUGGGCGGACGAGCAUCCAAGUCACGGUGCAGGCUUUGGACCCGGAUGCUGGGCAGUUUGAAGGACACCUCUCCGAGCUCUCAGAUGAAGUGCAGAUACUAGUCUUUGAUAAACUGCAGCUCUUCUCCCCGGAGUGCUCUGCAGAGCAAAUUCUGAUGUCCAUGAACUCACAGCUCAAGUUACUCACAAACAGGGACGGGGCGGCCUUUGUGAACGCUCAGAUCCUGCAGUGCUUCCCCAACUCCUCUGUCAUUGAGGAGAACAGGCAUGGCGUCCUCAAGGCAGGAGCUGUCACAGGCACUGCGGUGCUGGAGGUGACAGCCUUGGAACUCUUCGGCGUCAACCAGACUGUCAUCACUGGAGUGCGGGUGGCCCCGGUGUCCUACCUGCGGUUGAGCAGCACUCCCAAGCUCUACACGGCCAGCCGGGAGCCCCUGCAUGCCUUUCCCCUGGGCAUGUCCCUCACCCUCGCCGUUGAGUUCUACGACAGUGCCGGGGAGAAGUUCCACGCCCAGAGCACCCAGCUUUACCUGGCCUUGAACAGAGAUGACCUGCUGCUCAUCCGACCUAGCAACAAGAAUUACACCUACAUCGCCCAGGCUGUGAACAGGGGGGUGACCCUGGUGGGCGUUUGGGACGAGAGGCACCCGGGCAUGGCGGAUUAUAUCCCUGUCCCGGUGGAGCACGCCAUCGAGCCGAACCUUUCCGAGCCGCUUGCCAUGGGAGACGUGGUGUGUUUCAGCACGCCUCUUGUCAACCAAGAAGGAGAACCUGGGACAUGGCAAAUCACUCCAAGCGACCUCCUUGAGAUGGACACAUUGAGCGGAGCGGCCUUCGCAAAGCACGCUGGGAAGGCCACCGUCUUCCACGAUAUCCCAGGGAUAGUGAAAACUUACCGAGAGGUUGUCAUCGGGGGGUCCUCCAGACUCAGCCUUCACCUUGGUCCCAAACAGUACCUGACCAACACUCCAAACUCGUCUGAGUUCCGGGUUUUCAUCAGCACAAGUGGCACUAAAACAACCCUCCGAGGUCCUUGCAGUUCUGUCCAGCUUAAUGCCAUCGCAGACCUGCUUUCCCCAGAAUCUCACCUGACCUGUCAGGUGGAGUUCAGCAUGUUGUUCCCGGACAUCCCAGCACAGAGGAUCUUUCAUGCCCAGUCUGCGUUCUACACUGAUAAAGGUCUCUACGCCUGCAUCAUCACAGUGAAAGACCAGCUGGAAGCCGACCUGCUGGCCCUGAGCACCGCUGGGGGCUCGGUGCACGUGACGGCCUCCCUCCUCAGCGACCAGAGCCCAGAGGGGACACAGAGGCUCUCGGUGCCCUUUCUGCCUGCCUUUUACAUGAACCAAUCCGAAGUGGUCUUCAGCAGCACAGAGCUGAGCAGGGAAAUCGUGGUGCUGGGGGCAAGGCGAGUGACUGAAGAAACGGAGGCCCAGCCCAGCUCCCCAGUGAUCCAAGUGGGACGCCCCUUCCAUCUGGUGGACAUGCCCGGGCUUGUCGUCUUCCCAGUCAGCGUGGUCAACCUCACAUCCCUCCAGCAGAUGGCAGCACCCGUCUUCGUCAACCUCUCCUGCACCCUUACAGGCCAGAGGGCCGCUGUGUUAAUGCGGGCACUGCCAGACAGGCAUUUGUUUGACCAGUGUGCUGAAUCAGGCCUUGUCAAGCAGCUUGUGGGCUCAUACCAGGUCCUCCUCUUCACCAUCUUCGCUGUUUUAGCAUCCACCAUGGUCAUCUUUCUCACCUACAAUGCCUUCCUGAGCAGAGUACAGGCAGUCCCUGUAGUGUACGUUCCCACAUCAGGCAUGGUACAGACAGGGUACCUCUCCCCUCCACCCAGUGCGCAACAUCACUAUUCCAGUGUCAGGAACAGGACUCAGGCCUGGCUUUGGAGCGUUCGAAGAUGACCAUCACUGGACACAGAGGCACAUGUAAGCCAUGUAUUAAAAAGUAAACUGGUGGAAACUUGUAGCAGCUGUCUUCAUUAAAUAGGAAGGGCAGACAUGGUUGAAAGAACUUUGA
Zootoca vivipara (common lizard) is the source of this 5962-nucleotide messenger RNA. RefSeq names its product nucleoporin 210 like (gene NUP210L). The record is from RefSeq and is a predicted model, not a curated record. Gene Ontology annotation, cellular component: nuclear pore. Lineage: Eukaryota; Metazoa; Chordata; Lepidosauria; Squamata; Lacertidae.